AUGUCAGGCGGAGGCAAUCGUCACUACGACCAAGACAAGGACAGCACCAUAUACGUGGGCCAAAUCGAAGAGCGCAUUCCCGAUCGCCUGAUUUGGGAGCUUUUCACUCAAGCAGGCCCGGUGGUCAACGUCCACCUCCCCAAAGACCGAGUCUCACAGUCGCACCAAGGCUUCGGCUUCGUCGAGUUUCGCGGCGAGAAGGAUGCCGAUUACGCGUGUCAGUUGAUGAAUAACAUUUCACUGAACAACAAGCGUCUUCGCGUCAACAAGGCCAGUGCGGACCGACGUGGUCCAGGUGGUGAACCAGCUGCAGCAGCUCAAGGCAUUGGCGCCGAGUUGUUUAUCGGCAACCUCGACUCGACCGCUGACGAGCGCGCGCUCUUCGACGUCUUCUCGCGCUUUGGUAGUCUCAUUGCCACGCCGAAGAUUGCGCGCACGGAAGACGGUCUCCCCAAGGGCUUCGGGUUUCUCAGCUACAGUACCUUCGAAGCCUCGGACGACGCGAUUGAGCACAUGAACGGCCAGCCUUUCGGUCCCAGCUCCCAGGAGAUCACGGUGCAGUACGCCUACAAAAAGGACGGCAAGAGUGAGCGUCACGGAGAUCCAGCGGAGCGUGCUCUUGCUGCUCAGGCCAAAGCCCACGGCAUCGAGGUUCAUUCCAUGGCGGGUGUCCCACCGACCGGGCCAGCCAACCCCUAUGGCGCUCCCUUCAAGCCAGAGGAUCCAGCGCCCCCGCCUCAGCCAGCAGCGUUCACUCCCCAGCACACACCUCAGCCUGGACCGUAUGCCCAGCAGUACCCUCCUCAGUACAGCAACCAAGGAUACAACCCCAACCAAGGAUACAGCAACCAGGGGUACAACGCGCCGCAGCCUCAGUAUCCGCAGCAAUACCAGCCGCAGCAGUAUCAGCCGCAUCAGUACCAGCCGUACCAGUUCCCGACGCCGCAACCGACGUACAAUACCAUGGCGCCACCGCCGAUGGGAGCGUUCCCGCCACCAAACGCCAACCUUCCCCCACGUCCGCCAGGUCCAUACCCCAACAACUACCCGAAUCAGCACAACGGCGCGUCGCAACUUCCCUAG
Molecule: messenger RNA, 1083 nt
Organism: Saxophila tyrrhenica
Lineage: Eukaryota; Fungi; Ascomycota; Dothideomycetes; Mycosphaerellales; Extremaceae
Gene: sap49
Product: Spliceosome-associated protein 49
Exons: 2
Coding region: 1-1083 (360 amino acids)
Biological process (GO): positive regulation of mRNA splicing, via spliceosome
Cellular component (GO): U2 snRNP; U12-type spliceosomal complex; nucleolus
Molecular function (GO): RNA binding
Source: RefSeq, a predicted model, not a curated record